Molecule: messenger RNA, 1254 nt
Organism: Micromonas commoda
Lineage: Eukaryota; Viridiplantae; Chlorophyta; Mamiellophyceae; Mamiellales; Mamiellaceae
Exons: 1
Coding region: 1-1254 (417 amino acids)
Source: RefSeq, a predicted model, not a curated record
AUGCACCUCCUUCGGCGCGCGUUGGGCCUGCCGUACAAGUCCGGGUACUACUACGACCACCCGAGGGCGUCUCCCGAGCGCGGGGACGGCACGUUCACCGUGGACAACGGCAACGUGAUGUUCACGCCCGAACCCAAGGAUGGCUCGCGUCGGUUGCCCCCCGCGGAGCACGUCCUGUCGUCCGUGAAGUCCGGGAAGGUCAACUGCGACUCCUCACGGUUCCCCGAGUUCGCGGGGCUCGACGAGCGGCCCAAGUUUCAGGGAGGAGUCGUGCACACCGCGGACAGGCAGAUAUUCAAGGAGACCUUCGCGGCUGAGGGGGACGAGGGCGCGCUCAGCGUAUCUCUCGCGGAGGACGUCUGGUACCUGCUGACCGAAGAGCUGAGCAUCUGGGCGGUUCUGAGGCUGGAGAUUGCGCUGGAGGUGCUGCUGAUCGUCGCGUUCGCGCUGGCGCUGACGGUGGUGUCCGUGGUGGAGCACGGCGCUCGAGACGGCGUGCUCAGAGAUAAGUUUCUGUUGUCUCUGACGAGCGUGAGACUCAGCACGGACAGCAUCUUCGGGUGGCAGGCGCGUAGCGCGUCCAGCGGGUACGAGGUGUUCGUGCUGGCGAUACAGGGCUGGACGCACUGGCUCCUACUCUCCGUCGCGGGCGCCGUCAUCGUCGCCAGGGCGCUCAGGCCGCUGCAGCAGGUGGUGUUCAACCCCGACUGCAUCCUCACCGACGAAGAGGUCAACGUCCGGCUUCAGAUCAUCCGCCCGGCCAAGGUGGACCUGCUCAACGUGACGAUCAACCUGCAGGUGUUCGUCACCGGCGGGCGGGUGCACCAGCUGUCGCUGACCAACGGGAUCGAAGGGUACGGCGCUUGGUUCGGGUUCGCCCCCAUGAACAUCCGACAUAAGAUCGACGAAAAUUCUCCGCUGAGAGACGAUUAUCCCGGCGGGAAGCAGGGCGUGUACUUCAUACGCGUGAGUUUGAGCGCGACGGACUCCAACGGCAACCCGGUGAACGCGUUCGCGACGUACUACCACCCGGACUCGUUCUUCAUGGGCAUGUCGGACUUUCGCGCGGCUUGGGCGCAGAGGGGGAUCAUGCCGCCGCGCAUCUUGAGAGGGGUGCGAUGGAAGGAUCAGAUGCGACGGAUCCGGGACAGGUCCACGGGGAAGGGCACCGAGGGCGCGGGGUUGCCCACGUGGCUCGUGAACGUCGACAACACCGAGGGUUUCGAGCCCAUCCCGGGUGACUCUCCCGUGUGA